Bactrocera latifrons is the source of this 789-nucleotide messenger RNA. RefSeq names its product histidine-rich glycoprotein-like. The record is from RefSeq and is a predicted model, not a curated record. Gene Ontology annotation, cellular component: extracellular matrix. The transcript has 3 exons. Lineage: Eukaryota; Metazoa; Arthropoda; Insecta; Diptera; Tephritidae. Bases 64 to 789 code for a protein of 241 amino acids.
GUUCACAGUACACUAAUCACAGUUCAAAUAGAUCUAGCACAGCUGUUAAUUUAGUUUGAAACAAUGGGAUCCAAGAUAUUCGCUGCACUGGUAUGUUGUAUCGCAUUGGUGGUGGUCAGUGCCUUACCACACGGUCAUCAUGGACAUCAUCAUGGAGGUCACAGUGCUUCCAGUCACGCUUCGGUGCAUUUAGUCUCACACGACGAUCAUCACGAUGAUCACGGUCACCACGGUCAUCACGGUCACCACGGUCAUCAUGGACACGGACAUGGACACGAUGAUGGUCAUGACUCACACGCUGAGUAUCACUUCAAUUACGGCGUUAAGGAUACGAAGACGGGUGAUAUCAAAGAGCAGAGUGAACACCGUGAUGGUGAUAAGGUGUCCGGACAUUAUGAACUGAUUGAAGCGGACGGCCAUAAGAGAACUGUGCACUAUACGGCUGACAAGCAUAGUGGUUUCCAUGCCGUCGUGCACCGUGAGCAGACACACCAUCAUGUAGCUGAUCAUGGACACACCAGCUACCAUGGUGGACACGCCGAGGUUGAAUCGCACGAUGAUGGUGGGGAUGGUGGUCAUGGCCACGGUCAUGACUCUGGACAUGGUCACGAUCAUGGUCACGGUCAUUCCAGCGGCUUCUCAAUCAAACAAGACCAUGGUGUUGCUAUCCAUCAUCACGGUGGAGAUGGUGGGGAUGGUGGUCAUGGCCACGGUGAUGAUUCUGGACAUGGUCAUGAUGAGGAUGCCUCCCUACCAUAUAGCCGAACGGUAAUGAUGAAGGACAUAUAG